Molecule: messenger RNA, 840 nt
Organism: Tripterygium wilfordii
Lineage: Eukaryota; Viridiplantae; Streptophyta; Magnoliopsida; Celastrales; Celastraceae
Product: ribonuclease 1-like
Exons: 6
Coding region: 1-840 (279 amino acids)
Biological process (GO): RNA catabolic process
Cellular component (GO): extracellular region
Molecular function (GO): ribonuclease T2 activity; RNA binding
Source: RefSeq, a predicted model, not a curated record
AUGGCAAAAGCUUUUGCAAUUGCUCUUGUAUUUCUAGCAUUCGGAACAAGAGCGGAAACAAAAACAGGGCCAUACGACUCUACAGUACUAAGCCUUCAAUGGCCUGUGUCAUUUUGUACUGCUUUUAGGGUAAAGUGUGAUGAGCCGAUCGGAAAAAAUUUUACAAUUCAUGGUCUCUGGCUAAUGUAUUCAGUUCCUGAGAAGGGAUCAACUACAGUCGACGCUUACGAUAUAAACAAAGGAUGUACGACUAUCACACCAAAGCCUAAAGAUCGUAUUAACAAAAAAUUAUUAAAACCGAUACGACGCGACUUAAAGAUAUAUUGGCACGACAUUGUACACCCUCAAAACGAGUCCCGCAACAUAGAAAAUUGGCAGUACCAGUGGGAGAAACACGGGAUGUGUUUUGAUGAUCCCAAUCAACCUUUACAUUAUUUUCAAACGGCUUUAGUUCGUGCAAAGAGUCUUAACAUCCUCGACAUACUCUCUCUACAGAAGAUUGAAGUUGCCAUUAAAGAAUCUCUAAGAGUGCAACCAAUAAUUGUUUGCAACGAUUAUGGCGGAAGACUUCUAUUGUUCGAGGAAGUUCAUAUAUGCUAUCAUAAGAACGAAUAUAAUAGUGAAAAGAUAAGAUAUACAGAAGUUUGGGUCUCUCGUAAUUGGGAUUGCGGUAAUGGGUUGAAACAGGCAGAGCUUGUCAAGGCAAGUUUGACGACGGUGGUGUUUAACGGAGGGUUGGCAUGUGGUGACAGGAUCAAGCUCCAAAAGUUUCAGUCGGCGGCCCAUAUUGGUGGUCGGAUGGUCCAUCUUGAUUCCGACAAUGAGGGGAAGAUAGAAUGA